AUGAGUUGUUUCUCUUGCUUCUCUUCAAAAGUUUCGGACAAGGAAGGUUCUUCCAUGCCUGCUCCUUAUAAGCAACCAAAUACACCUAAGAGAAAAAGAAAAGAAGAGGUGGCUAAUAAUACAAACGUGCCAUCAAACAAUAUUGGGGCAAAGAUUUUCUCGUUCCGUGAGUUAGCCACCGCGACAAAUAAUUUUAGACAAGAGUGCCUCAUUGGCGAAGGAGGGUUCGGUCGGGUUUACAAAGGAAAGCUUGAGACAGGACAGGUCGUGGCAGUGAAACAACUUGAUAGAAAUGGAUUACAAGGACAAAGAGAGUUCUUGGUUGAGGUUUUAAUGCUUAGUCUUCUUCAUCAUCCUAAUCUUGUGAAUCUUAUUGGUUAUUGCGCUGAUGGUGACCAAAGACUUCUUGUUUACGAGUACAUGCCUCUUGGAUCCCUUGAAGAUCAUCUCCUCGAUCUUGAGCUGGACCAAGAACCACUAGACUGGAACACUCGUAUUAAGAUUGCUUUAGGAGCUGCAAAAGGACUUGAGUAUCUCCACGACAAGGCCGAUCCUCCAGUGAUUUAUCGAGAUCUUAAAUCGUCAAAUAUAUUGCUUAACCAAGAAUACGUUGCGAGAUUAUCUGACUUCGGUUUAGCAAAGCUAGGUCCUGUCGGAGACACACUACAUGUGUCUUCCCGAGUUAUGGGAACUUACGGUUACUGUGCUCCUGAAUACCAAAGAACCGGCCACCUUACAGUUAAGUCAGAUGUCUAUAGCUUCGGAGUUGUAUUGUUGGAACUUAUAUCCGGAAGACGAGUGAUCGACCCUAUGAGACCUAGUCAUGAACAAAAUCUAGUUACUUGGGCACAACCGAUAUUUAGAGAUCCGACUAGAUUUUCACACCUAGCUGAUCCAUUGCUACGAGGCGAUUACCCGGAAAAGAGCUUGAACCAAGCUGUAGCUGUAGCCGCGAUGUGCUUGCAAGAAGAACCUACUGUUAGACCACUAAUGAGCGACGUUGUUACAGCCAUGAGCUUCCUUGGUGCACCCUCCGAUUUCUCCACUAAUGGCCCUAACCAUUUGCAACAAAGUCGAUCCAAGAAUGAUUAUCACGAUGCAAUUCAGUGGGAUUCAAGUCCCUAG
Molecule: messenger RNA, 1125 nt
Organism: Capsella rubella
Lineage: Eukaryota; Viridiplantae; Streptophyta; Magnoliopsida; Brassicales; Brassicaceae
Product: probable serine/threonine-protein kinase PBL25
Exons: 4
Coding region: 1-1125 (374 amino acids)
Biological process (GO): protein phosphorylation
Molecular function (GO): ATP binding; protein kinase activity
Source: RefSeq, a predicted model, not a curated record